Amoebophrya sp. A120 is the source of this 3119-nucleotide messenger RNA. NCBI's taxonomy places the organism in Eukaryota, Dinophyceae, Syndiniales, Amoebophryaceae. The record is from the annotation of a GenBank genome assembly.
GAAAACGGCUUGAUCAAAUGAAAUUGGAUGACGUUCUGGAUCGUCUCUCAAGAAAAAGUAGCUUGUCGUUGUCCUUGUCGUCUCAUCGGGAAAUAAAGAGUGUGCAGCUGUUUUCUCCUUCGCUCAAGGUUAUCGUACUGCCAAAUAAAAUUUGAGCUUGCUCUCAACGCCCUGAAGUAAAGAACUCACUGACUACCCCAAAGAGGUUGUCGAUUUCCUCACGGCGAUCAAAUUGCUACGGCGACACAUCAAGAAUUGGACACUGCUUGCUGCCCGUGCAGCCUGCCUGUAUCCUGUUGUUCCCGUACAUAUAAUUCGUUUGCACAACAUAACUCCAAUUGUAACUCAGCAAAACCCAUACCAAAAUGGCGCUUCUUUCGUCAGCCUCCACCGCUCUCGCCCCCUUCUUGUCUUCCUCUGGAAAUAAAAUGGCCACCACAUCAUCUUCAACUGCGCCUCUCGACCACACCCUCUACCUGUAUUCCACGGAAAAGCCUUGCAUCGUGUUGGAUUUCGGCCGCCGCUUCACAAAGAUCGGACUUUCUGGCGAGUCCCGUCCGCGUUUCGUGCUCGACACACCGGAACUGUACUAUCGGCCUUGGUAUGCUUUGCAAAUAUGUGUGGGUCUGAAAAGGUGGAACUUGUGAUGCUGCUUUUGAACAAUCCCAACAAAAUCUGUAUUGCCUGGGCAGCGAGAGAAGUCUAGUUUUCGGUGCGUGGAGCAUUUCUCAUUCGGCAUAGACAUCAAGAAGCAUUCAGAAAAUCUGUGAUGCUAGGAAAUACAUCACAGACGAGACGUCACGGGCCAUGUAAAAUGCGCAUGACAUACAAGUUGCAACCUUCCAGACCCGGCACGUUUGCAUCUGAUACUUGGGUCAGUGAACGGGUGAUCGCGACUUCCGCCUUGGACGACGGCGGGGGUGGGGGUGGAGGGGACGAUAAAGUAGAGGGAGACAAACAACGUCGAUCGACUUCCUCUUCAUCAAAAGCAAGAGCUAGUAGCUCGUCUAGCGCUUCGAACAAGUCCAUGACGCCAGCCAAGCCUCUCCGUGCCUGGAUCAAACUGCUCGAACCGCUUCUGGACAAGAUUUUUUUUCAGCAAUUGAAGCUGAAUCCCGUGAACAAGAGAAUCAUUCUCUGCGAGUCCCCCUUCCUUCCCCUUCCCUUCAAAUUAUGAAGUGCAAAAGCAUCGUGCUAGUACUAAUUGCAUUACAAAUUACCUUAGCGCGACAAAUGGAAUUUGUGAUGCUGUCUUACCUUGGGAUGGAGAUUUGUAAUGCAUAAUUGCAAUUACUACAAGCGCGAUACUUUUGCACAGGAUACAGAUCCGCGGUUUACUACUUGUUGUUCGAAAAGUUCAAAGCGGGCAGUGUGGUCAGCGUCUGCGACUUGCUGAUGCCACUGUAUUUGACGGGGACGUCGCGGAAGGAGAUAGAGUUUGAUGGUGGGAAAAUGCCAACAUCUGCUGACAAUUUCCUGUCAACGACGACGCCGAAUACUUUUCUUACAGGCAGUGCCCCUGCUGCCUCAGGAACAAUCACAACUUCCUCUUCGUCUUCGCCAUUUUCAAGUAAACCAAAGCCCGAUCCGCCAGAGCAGAUUGCCACCGGGAUUGUGAUCGACGUGGGGCAUGCGAGUACCCGGAUUCUCCCCGUAUUUGCCGGCGUGCCACUGUUGACCGCUCUGCAGGAGAUCCGAUACGGAGGAGAAUCGGUGACGCAGCAGUGGGAAACGAUGUUGGCGAAAGCAGCAACAGAACUUCCGUCUUUGAUGACAAAUAGCAUGACAGGCAAAACUGAGCAGGCGGAGGACUACAAGGUGAAGCUCGGGUUUUUAUGAAUUGCAAAAGUAUCGUGCUCAUAGUAAUUGCAGAUAUGCAUGACAAAUUGCCUCCCAGCGUAAGCGAGCAUGACAAUCUGUAUUUUUCAUCCUGCUGGUGCUGAGCAAACUUUUUCUUUUUGUAAAUGCAAUUUAUACUGAGUGCGAAGAUUCUUUUGCGCUGCAUACUCUGUCCGCUACAACAAUUUCCCUCCGCCCGACACUUCGAAGCCCGUGAAAGAGAAUUCGAUGGAGGAAGAGAAACUUUUCAGAGAACUGCUCGGGGAGGAUGGCCGUAGGUUUCUGAACAGGACUGCAGGAACAGGAAUGUCUUCGCUCACAGCUGCAGCUGCAGGAGCUGAUGCUGAUGGCACAACUACUAGUGCCCCAACAGGAACCACGAGGACGCCACCCUUCGUCAUCCCUAGCAGGGCCUCCUCCUCUUCUUCCUCCACAAGGCGCCCCUAUUGCCUAAAAUGUUGCCGGCCGCAAGAGAAAUGCUUCAGGAACUACGAGAUCUUGACCACCUCCAGUGCCGGUAGAGCAAGAACUAUGUCCUCUGACGGUGAUAAUGAUGUCAAAGUUGAGAACUUCGUCGAUUCUUCCGAGGACCAGGCCGAGGACUUCGAAUCUGAGCUCCUCGUCACGGCCUUUUGGAAAGCGGUUGACCUUUGCCCACUAGACGUGAAGACGAAGGUGGUGCAGAACGUCGUCCUGUGCGGCGGACAGAGCGGCGCGAUUGGGUUUUUCCCGAGACUGGCGGAGGAGCUCCAGAAAUCCGUCACAGAAGCAGUUUUGGAGCGGCAGUUUGCGAAAAAAAUGGCGAAAAAAGCGUCGUCGAAAACAGGGAGGAAAGACUCGGUGGACAAUAGUGCGAAAAUGGGUACUGGUGAACAAAUCGCUUUAUCCCCAACAUCGAAACAACCGAGCAAGAAACUCCUCAACCGCGGGCUCUACGACAUCAAAUUUGCCCGGAUCGACACCGUUCCGCCACUGACCCGGAUUUGGACCGGCGCGAGCUUAUUUGGCUCCGUGGUCGCGGUGACAUCUCAGCCGAAUUUGCCGUCGUCGGGGAUAGGAGCGAGUGCUGCUGGUGGCGGGAGCAGGGGGAGUGGUGUUGAUGGUGGGACAAAUAUUCCUGGGGAGUACACGAUGGAACAGUACAAAAAUGGAGAACCCAUACCAGAUUGGUGCGUGCAAAGUUGCGCAUGAUGAUGAUGUAGUUGAUGAUUCAUGCUGGUCGCGAAAGGAAGGUUGUGAUGGAAUACAAAAGUGAGAAAAACAAGAAACACGCCUGUUCC